GCGUAACCAAGCUGCCUGCCUUGCACACCCGAAUUUGCUAAGCUUCCAGGUCCGUCAGUUUCCCAGCUCACCCACCACCCCCACGAUAACAAACCGUGAACCCGCAUCAUUAGCUCGACUGAAACGCCACGACCGACAUUGAAGAGGAUCAAUCCCCGCAGCUUCCAGCGAUAAUAACCUCAGCUCGACAGCCGGCUUGCCGCCCGCUUGAACAAGUCUCGCCGGGCCAUCUCCCCGCAUUCAGCUCGAGCGCUCGAGACACCGGAAUUGACCAUGGCGCAAGAGAGCGAUCUGUCCAAGUCGGCGGCCGACAAGGGCAAGGGCAAGGGCAACGCGGUCCACGAUGGAACACAGAAGGACAAGGCCGGGCAGCCCGUGGCUAACGGCAAGAAGGACGACGACAAGGCCGAGUCCUCAGAAGAGCUCAGCGAGGAGGACCAACAGUUGAAGAGCGAGCUCGACAUGAUUGUCGAGCGGUUGACGGAAUCCGAUACGAGCCUGUACAAGCCGGCGCUCGAACACAUGAAGAACUCCAUCAAGACAUCCACCUCCUCCAUGACGGCGGUUCCGAAGCCCUUGAAAUUUCUACGGCCACACUACGAGACCUUGACGAGGCUCUACGAUGAAUGGCCAGCAGGCGACGACAAAAACUCGCUGGCCGAUGUGCUGUCUGUGAUUGGCAUGACCUACUCGGACGAGGAGCGCCAGGAUACCUUGAAAUACCGCCUCCUGGCGCCCACCCAAGACAUUGGCUCUUGGGGUCACGAAUACGUCCGCCAUCUGGCCCUCGAGCUUGGCGAGGUCUACGCGAAGCGCGUCGCCGCCGACGAGCCAACUGCAGACCUGGUCGACCUUGCCCUGGUCCUCGUGCCUCUGUUCCUCAAGAGCAACCAGGAGGCCGAUGCGGUCGACCUGAUGAGCGAGCUCGAGAUCAUCGAGCAGCUUCCCCAGUUCGUCGACGAGAACACAUACGGAAGGGUCUGCUUGUACAUGGUCUCGAUGGUGAACCUUCUCACGUACCCGGACAAUGAGCAGUUCCUCCGAGUGGCGCACGGCAUCUACAAGACUCACAAGCAGUACACGCAAGCCAUGGUGCUCGCCAUCAGGCUAAAUGACUAUGAGCUGAUCGAGGCCGAUUUCGAGGACGCGCCAGAUCCUGCCCUCAGGAAGCAGCUCGCCUUCCUGGUCGCCCGCCAGAGGAUAUGUCUGGACCCGCCCCGGGGGACCCAGGACGACGAAGAGAUCGUGGAGUGUCUCGGAAACGUGAAGCUGCCCGAGCAUUUUAAGGCGCUCGGCAAGGAGCUCAACAUCCUGGAGCCCAAGACGACUGAGGACAUCUAUAAGAGCCACCUAGAAAGCAGCCGUGUGGCCGGCAUGACGAACUUCGACUCGGCGCGCAACAACCUGGCGGCCGCCUUUGUCAACGCGUUCGUGAACGCCGGAUUCGGAAACGACAAGAUGAUGCUGGUCGAGAAGGACAAGGAGAGCUGGGUCUGGAAGACCAAGGAGGAGGGCAUGAUGUCGACCGUGGCCUCGCUGGGAACCUUGCUGAUGUGGGAUAUCGAGAACGGCUUGGAUCAGGUGGAUAAGUAUACCUAUCUGGACGAGGAACAGAUACAGGCCGGCGCCUACCUCGCGAUAGGUAUCAUGAACUCGGGCGUGCGGCUAGACUCCGAACCCGCCCUGGCCCUCCUGGCCGACAACGACAAGCUCAACCACAAGAACCCGCUGAUCCGGGUGGCCGCCAUCAUGGGCCUUGGCCUGGCGUACGCCGGCUCGGAAAAGGAAGAGAUCCUGACCUACCUCCUGCCGCUCAUUUCCGACACGAGCCAGGAGAUGAGGGUGUCGGCGAUGGCUGCCCUAGCCUGCGGGCUGGUGUUCGUUGGGUCCUCCAACUCGGAGGCCGGUGAGGCCAUCAUAAUGACCUUGCUUGACGACGAGCGGAAGAGCCAGCUCACCGACAAGUGGUCCCGCUUUCUCGCGCUCGGCCUGGGUCUGCUCUACUUCGGCCGCCAAGAGGAGGUCGACGUCGUCCUGGAGACGCUGAAGGUCGUAGAGCACCCCAUGGCGAAGGCGACAUCGGUCCUCGCGUCCAUCUGUGCCUGGGCCGGCACCGGCGCCGUUCUCAAGAUCCAGGAGCUCCUCCACCUCUGCAACGAGCACGUGGAAGAGUCGGACGAGAAGAAGGGCGACGAGUUGUUGCAGGCGUAUGCUGUCAUCGGUAUCGGCUUGAUUGCCAUGGGUGAGGAUAUUGGCCAGGACAUGGUCCUCCGCCAUUUCGGCCACCUCAUGCACUACGGCGAAGCCAACAUCCGGCGAGCAGUGCCCCUGGCGAUGGGCCUCGUCAGCCCCAGCAACCCGCAGAUGAAGAUCUACGACACGCUGUCGCGGUACAGCCACGACAACGACAACGACGUGGCGAUCAACGCCAUCUUCGCCAUGGGUCUCUUGGGGGCCGGCACGAACAACGCGAGGUUGGCGCAGCUCCUGCGCCAGCUCGCCAGCUACUACCACCGGGAUCAGGAGUCCCUCUUCAUGGUGCGCAUCGCCCAGGGUCUCCUGCACAUGGGCAAGGGCACGCUCUCCAUCAACCCCUUCCACACGGACCGCCAGAUCCUCUCGCGCGUGUCGGCCGCCGGCCUGCUCGCUGUCCUCGUGGCCAUGAUCGACGCCAAGCAGUUCAUCACGUCGAACUCGCACUACCUGCUCUAUUUCCUGGUCACCGCCAUGCACCCGCGCUUCCUGGUCACGCUGGACGAGAACCUCAAGCCGCUGACGGUCAACGUGCGCGUCGGCCAGGCGGUCGACGUGGUCGGCCAAGCCGGUCGCCCCAAGACGAUCACGGGCUGGCAGACGCAGAACACGCCGGUGCUGCUCGCGUACGGCGAGCGCGCCGAGCUAGAGGACGAGGAGUACAUCAGUCUGAGCAGCACCCUCGAGGGUCUGGUCAUUCUGCGCAAGAACCCGGAGUGGGACAACGGCAGAUAAGGAAUUGAAGCCCUGUCGCCGGAUAUUUGUGGGCUAGGACACCCAAGAUGGAUGUCCGAUUUCCCGGCAGGAGAAGAGAAGGGGACGGUGUAUGUGUACAGUACAAAAGCGAGCUUGGGCAGGGUCCUACAUAUACUGAAUGAAACGGCGGGACUCCCAACGGUACGCCCCCUCCCCCGCCCCAAAAGGCGUCGACUUUGGGGUUUUGAAAUGCAAGUGGUAGACAACACCAGAUGGAGCAUCAGUUCAACCUCAGUGCAAUGCACUCGCUUGUCCGCAGCGUGCGCUCAGCAGGGGCCAGUAAAUUUUGGUGUCAUUAAUCCUCCGUUGGCCUCU
Molecule: messenger RNA, 3324 nt
Organism: Thermothielavioides terrestris NRRL 8126
Lineage: Eukaryota; Fungi; Ascomycota; Sordariomycetes; Sordariales; Chaetomiaceae
Exons: 4
Coding region: 274-2988 (904 amino acids)
Biological process (GO): proteasome-mediated ubiquitin-dependent protein catabolic process; regulation of protein catabolic process
Cellular component (GO): proteasome complex; proteasome storage granule; proteasome regulatory particle, base subcomplex
Molecular function (GO): enzyme regulator activity
Source: RefSeq, a predicted model, not a curated record